Racocetra fulgida is the source of this 2844-nucleotide messenger RNA. The record is from the annotation of a GenBank genome assembly. Lineage: Eukaryota; Fungi; Glomeromycota; Glomeromycetes; Diversisporales; Gigasporaceae.
AUGAGCACCCAAAGACGCGAAUAUGAAUUUAGUUAUAUACCAGAAAUACCUGCUGAUAUUCGAGUCAUUGUAACUAACCAGAGUUGGCCCGGUGUAAAUGGACGAUUCAAAACUAAUACUGUAUUACAGUAUGAUGAUAAUUAUGAGGAAGUUAUUGAGUGGGGUGUUCGUGCUUUAGUUCCGGAGAUCAGUCGUCGAGACCGUAAUAGAGAAAAUUUACCAAGACCAAUAGAACUUUUUAAAUUUCAUUUAGGUAAUGUUCCAGAAUUUCAAAAGCCAAAACUGCCAUUCGAUCUUCCUUUUGAAAGGGUUAUUGCCGAUUAUCUUCGCAAAAUGGAGUUUACUGAAGAAACGAAGGCUAUUAUGAGAAAAUGCAUUCAUGAUGCUAAAUUGAUCGAUAAUAGUGGUACUCAAAAUUUACAAUUCACUACUGAGCCAGCUUACUUAGUUGUUGAUUGUGGAGGUGGUACUGUAGACUUGACUGUUCGAAAAUUAUUAAAUAAUAAUCAACUUAGCGAAACAACUGAACGUUCUGGCGAUUUUUGCGGUGGCACUUACGUAGAUAAAAAUUUUGUUAAAUUUCUUGAGAAUAAAGUCGGAAGAUAUGCAAUUUCAAAUUUACGAGAUAAAGAUUAUCGCGAAUUUCAUUAUAUGAUUCACCAAUUUUGUGAAAAAGUUAAAAUUCCAUUCACUGACAAUAUUUCUGACUUUAGAACUUUUGAAUUUGAUAUUACAAAUUAUUGCCCUGCACUUAAAAACUAUAUUAACGGUACUAUAAAAGACGAAUUAGAUGAUGAUGAGUGGAUAAUUGACAUUGAUUAUGAUACUGUUAAAUCUUUUUUUGAUCCAGUUGUAGAUCAGAUUAUUAAUUUAAUAGGCGCUCAACUUGAUAAAAUUAGUGAAUGUUCUAUAAUAUUUUUAGUUGGAGGUUUUAGUGAAUCUAGAUAUCUUCAAUCAAUGAUUAAGCAGAAAUUUGGCAAUUCUCAUAAAAUUGCAAUUCCACCAAAUCCAGUAGCCGCUAUAGUUCGUGGUGCAGUUCAAUAUGGUUUAGAUACGGAUGCUAUCAAAACUCGUGUAUUAAAAUGGACUUAUGGUGUACAAAUUUACCCAGAAUUUCAAGAAGGCAUUGAUCCUCCAUCACGUAAAACUUCCGAUGGACACAUUUAUAAAUUUAACAUGCUGGCAAAAAGGGGUAUUGAAGUUGAAGUAGAUCAAGAGUUUUCUGAAAAAUUUGUUCCAUUUAAACCAAAUCAGAAGAAUGCGAACAUUAAGUUCUUUUAUUCUCCGAAAUAUUUUGUUGAAUAUUGUGAUGAAUCUGAUGUAAGAUUAUUAGGUGAAUUUAAUAUUGAACUACCUGAUACUCAUUUAGGACAAGAUAGACAAGUGUCUGUUAAUUUAUGUUUUGGGAAGAUGGAAAUGAUUGCAACCGGCUUUGCAUAUGCUAGUAUCCGUUCUGGUGAAGUCUUUACAAACCAGAAUUGGCCGGGGUUAAAUGGUCAAUCCAAAACUAACACUGUAUUGCAGUAUGAUGAAGAUUUUAAAGAAGUUAUUGAGUGGGGUGCUCGGGCUUUGGUUGGUGAGACGCGGCAACGUAGAAAUAGAGUAAAAAAAUUGCCAAGACCUGUGGAGCUUUUUAAAUUUCAUUUAGGAAAUGUUCCAGAAAACCAAAAACCUAAAUUGCUACCAAAUCUUUCUCCUGAAAAAGCAAUUACUGACUAUCUUCGUAAAAUGGAAUUCAUUGAAGAAACGAAAGUUAUUUUGAGACAAUGUAUCUAUGAUGCUAAUUUAAUUGAUGUUCUUGGUACCCAAAAUCUGCAAUUUAGCACCGAGCAUCUAACUGUUAGGAAACUAUUAUCUAAUAAUCAACUUAGCGAAACUACUGAACGUUCCGGUGGUUUUUGCGGAGGUACUUAUGUAGAUAGAAACUUUAUUGAAUAUCUGGAAAGAUCAGUUGGUGAACAUGCUAUUUCAUCAUUAAAGGAGAAACAUUAUGGGCAAUUUCACUACGUUAUUCAACAAUUUUGCGAAAGAGUCAAAAUCCCAUUCACUGGUAAUCCUGAUGAUUUUAGACCAUUCGAAUUUGAUAUUCUAAAAUAUUGUGACUCUUUAAUACAAUAUCUUGAUAAUGAGAUUAAAAAUAAAUUAGAAGAUGAAGAUUGGAUUAUUGACAUUAAUUAUGAGGCUGUUAUGUCAUUUUUUGAUCCUGUUGUUGAUCAAAUUAUUAAUCUAAUUGACAUUCAACUCACUCAACUUGAAGAAAUCCACAAAUGCUCAAUAAUAUUUUUAGUUGGAGGUUUUAGUGAAUCUAAAUAUCUUCAGGAAAAAAUUAAGCAAAGAUUUAAUAGUUAUAAAAUUGCGAUCCCACCACAUCCAGUAGCUGCUAUAGUUCGUGGUGCUGUUGAGUAUGGAUUAGAUAUGGGUGCAAUUAAAACUCGUGUACUAAAAUGGACUUAUGGUAUUGAAGUUUAUUCAAAGUUUGAAAAUGGUGAUCCUCCGUCACGCAAAAUUUCUAAAGAUGGAAUCCUUAAAUUUCACUUAUUAGCAAAAAGGGGUAUUGAAGUGGAUGUGAAUCAAUGUUUCUCUGACAAAUUUUAUCCAGUUGCACCUGAUCAAGACAGCGGAACGGUUAAGCUUUUUUAUACCCCAAAAGACUCAGCACAAUACUGUGAUGAUCAUGAAAUGAAACUAUUAGGUGAAAUUCAUAUGGAUUUACCUGACACUCAUUUGGGACUUAAUAGACCUGUAUUAGUUACUUUGUGCUUUGGAAAAAUGGAAGUUGUUGCAACAGUAAAGAACGAAACGAAUGGUGAUACAUAUACUAAUUCAUUUAAAUUAGAAUUUUAA